Messenger RNA from Tachysurus fulvidraco (yellow catfish), 3701 nucleotides. It is a transcript of the gene slc6a6a, whose product is annotated as solute carrier family 6 member 6a. Gene Ontology annotation, biological process: sodium ion transmembrane transport; taurine transmembrane transport; neurotransmitter transport. The record is from RefSeq and is a predicted model, not a curated record. Lineage: Eukaryota; Metazoa; Chordata; Actinopteri; Siluriformes; Bagridae. Gene Ontology annotation, molecular function: taurine:sodium symporter activity. The transcript has 15 exons. Gene Ontology annotation, cellular component: plasma membrane. Bases 435 to 2348 code for a protein of 637 amino acids.
AUUAACGUGCGCUCCUGUGUGCGUGCGCGUGUGUGUCCCUUUAAGAAACACACUCCUGUUGCAUGGAGAGUCUGGUGUUUUUCCACUCUCUCCGAUAUUACCCAUAUAAGACAGAGAGAGAGAGAGAGAGAGAGAGAGAGAGAGAGAGAGAGAGAGAGAGAGAGAGAGAGAGAGAGAGAAUUAUUUGUAGUUGCCUCGCCGAUUGCGCGCGUACGCAAACACACACCGGCACAAAGAAACGUCGGGACUAGAAGAGACUGAGCAUUAAAUCAACGGCACAGGAUUAUGAUGUCCUUCUUCUGAGCUGAACUUCAGCCUGGUUUUGACUCUGGUUAACUUGCAGAAGCCUUGUGUUUUCCUGCCUGGAUUAACUGUUGCCUGCUUCUACAGCCGUGUCAUUUUGCCUCGAGCUCACGGUAUAAAACCAGUCCAAUAUGUCGACCAUCAGCCACCAUCAGGUCACCAUGGCUGAUAUGGCACAGAAAGAAAAGUUGCAGUGUCUAAAGGAUUUCCAUAAAGACACGCUAAAGCCAUCCCCGGGUAAAAGUCCAGGCACGAGGCCAGAGGACGAGGCAGAGGGAAAACCUCCACAGAGGGAGAAAUGGGCCAGCAAACUGGACUUCCUGCUCUCUGUAGCUGGUGGUUUUGUUGGAUUGGGUAACGUUUGGCGUUUCCCGUACCUCUGCUACAAGAACGGUGGAGGUGCAUUUCUCAUCCCAUAUUUCAUCUUCCUGUUUGGUGGAGGACUUCCCGUGUUCUUCCUGGAGGUGGCACUGGGCCAGUUUACCUCAGAAGGAGGGAUCACUUGCUGGGAGAAACUCUGCCCCAUCUUCACUGGAAUUGGCUAUGCAUCCAUUGUGAUCGUAUCCCUGCUGAACAUCUACUACAUUGUGAUCCUUGCUUGGGGUUUGUAUUACCUGCUGCAGUGUUUGCAGAGAGAGCUGCCGUGGGCGCGCUGCCGCCACAGCUGGAACACCCCCAACUGUGUGGAGGACACCAUCCGCAAGAACAAAACCCUAUGGCUGUCGGCUAACAUCACCAACUUCACCUCACCCGUGACUGAGUUCUGGGAGCGUAACGUGCUCAGUUUGUCGUCUGGGAUUGAUGAGGUGGGUGAGCUAAAGUGGGAUCUGGCCCUCUGUCUGCUCGCCGUCUGGGUCAUCUGCUUCUUCUGCAUCUGGAAAGGAGUGAAAUCCACUGGCAAAGUGGUGUAUUUCACUGCUACCUUUCCGUUUCUCAUGCUCAUUGUGCUGUUGGUGCGAGGUGUGACUCUGCCCGGUGCUGCUGAGGGCAUCAAGUUCUACCUGUACCCUGAUCUAGGCCGCCUCCAAGACCCUGAGGUGUGGAUCGAUGCAGGGACUCAGAUCUUCUUCUCUUAUGCUAUCUGUCUUGGUGCAAUGACUUCACUAGGAAGCUAUAAUAAAUAUAAAUAUAACUGCUAUAGGGACUGCUUACUGUUGGGAUGCCUGAAUAGCGGGACCAGCUUUGUGUCCGGGUUUGCCAUAUUCUCCAUCCUGGGUUUCAUGGCGCAGGAGCAGGGUGUGGCCAUCGCCGAUGUAGCUGAGUCAGGUCCCGGACUUGCUUUCAUUGCAUAUCCAAAGGCAGUCACUAUGAUGCCACUGCCCACUUUUUGGGCUAUACUCUUCUUCAUCAUGCUUCUGCUGCUGGGCCUCGACAGUCAGUUUGUAGAAGUGGAGGGUCAGAUCACCUCCUUGGUGGACCUGUACCCAUCCCUCCUAAGGAAGGGAUACCGGAGAGAGAUCUUCAUCGCUGUCAUCUGUGUUAUCAGUUAUUUGGUGGGACUCACCAUGGUCACUAAUGGUGGCAUGUAUGUGUUCCAGCUGUUUGAUUACUAUGCAGCCAGCGGUGUGUGCCUUCUCUGGGUUGCAUUCUUUGAAUGUGUGGCAGUAGCCUGGGUUUAUGGCGCUGAUAAUUUCUACGAUGCUAUUGAGGAGAUGAUUGGCUACAGACCAAACAGUUGGAUGAAAUGGAGCUGGAUGUUGAUCACUCCCGUGCUGUGUGUGGGCUGUUUCGUGUUUUCGCUGGUGAAAUACAAACCCCUCACUUAUAACAAAGUGUACGAGUAUCCCGAUUGGUCCAUCGGAAUUGGUUGGUGUCUGGCACUGGCUUCCAUGAUUUGCAUCCCCAUGGUGGUGGUGGUGAAAAUCAUCCAAUCUGAUGGCUCGCUGAUUGAGCGGAUCAAAGCCGUGGCGGCGCCUGUGAAAGGAGCAAGCUCUCGUCCGAAAGAGUGCGUCCUGAAGAACAGCGAGCUGCUCCACCCGCUCGACCCUAACGGCACUUACGCCCUCACCAGACACACUCACACCAUCGUAGAAACUACAAUGUGAGACUCUCUAUGAGAGAAGCGUGUUCCUCCACCUCCACCUCUUUUCUCUCCUUUACACUGAUCGGACUGCUUCAUAGUGUGUUCUAGUCGUAUUUUUACACGGGGAGGUCGGAAAUAAUCAUUUACACUCCCAAUACUAUCCUUUGCUGUUUAGGAAAUUUUCUAUUCAUUAUUAUCAUCAUCAUCAUUAUUAUUAUUAUUAUUAUUAUUAUUAUUAUUAUUAUUGUGGUAUUGUUGUUAUUAUGAGAUCACUGUAAUCGUUGCUAGUAACGCUAAGAUUUGUUGAGGUUGAGGCUGGGAGAGACGCCGCCUCGUCCUAGGAACUGUGAAAGUUGUUUAGGAGGAAGUUUGAGCCUUUUAUUUCAAAAAAGAAAUAACAAAGACUGCGGUGAAGUAAAAGUGGUUAGAUUUUUUUUUUAGCUCUACUAAUCAGCAGGUGUGUAAGUGACAGUUUGUGGCAGUGAGGUUUCCUGUACAGCGUUCUUCGUCUUGAUGAAGCUGAAUGUACCUCCGCAUUGUGCGGAAGCUCUGCACUGCUUACACACACACACACACACACACACACACACACAUGCACGCACAGAUAUUUGAUUUAUUGGAGAGGGAUACAUCCUCAAGCGUGUGCACAUUUUUCCCAGUGGUGCCCUUUUUAAAACCCUUUGUGCACUUUAGUAAUCACUGCCAGAUCACACACACACACACACACACACACACACAGUAUAUAUACACACACACACACAGCCAUCGUGUUGCUCUAAUAACGUAGGCAGCUGUGCUUUUUAUAUAUGCUAAGUAUCUCAUGCUGAUCUUCUCAUUUAAGAGAGGAGAUUUAAAAUCGUUUUCUUUUUUUAAUUAGGAAAAAAAAAUAAAAAAAUUCAGGGUUGCCUGAUCACCCUACUGCUGAGUCCGAGGGUAAAUUGUUUACCCGUAGUCCAGCAAUAACCGUCCCUCCUUUUACUGCCUUUCAGAAAGCAAGACACCUUUUCAUCCGAUUCAUUUGUUUGUUCGUUGUUCUUUCUCCUUGCCGUUUGUUCACAAAGAAAACUCCAGACAGCCUCGUGUCCUGUGUAAUUAUCAAGCACUGCCAGUCAAAAACCUAGAAAAUGCCUCUGUCUGAGUUUCAACGCAAUUUAAUUGUAGUUAUACCUUGUUCACGAAAAUCCUCAUUUCUGAUUGGCUGGUACAGUCAACGGUACAAUGAAGCUCAUUAAUAAAGCUCCAGAACAUCUCCACUGGAACACGUUCUACUAAAAGAUCUGUAUUAAAGAUUAUCAGGAAUGGAGAGUGGGGAGAGGGAGGAAGGAAGGAAGGAAGGAAGGAAGGAAGGAAGGAAGGAAGGAAGGAAGAAAGAAAG